CCCGACCAACAUCAUUUUUGUCAGUGCAUACAGGAAAGCAGUAGGUGAAGCUACAGGAGCCCCCAUUGCCUGACAGGAGCUUUACAAAGGAAGGUCAGUCAUCAGGUACCCAUUACGAGGGCAAAGGAAGCUGAGACUCAUGCAAAGCCUCUGGCAAAGGUGGAAACAAAACCUCGGGCUGUGAUCCUGCAUUAACUGCCGUCUGGAUCUGUCUGCCUGGAGCUCCUUGCAGAUGAGUAGUCUGGGACUGGACCAGUGAAGACAUACUCUCUCUGUGCCUGCAGUUACUGAUGGUCCCCAAAAAUGCUGCCUCUUGCUGCCGCUGGUGCCAGCUCAGACCUCUCCCACCGCAGUAUUUGAUCGCAGCAGGGCUCAACACCCGGCUACUCCCAUUGAUGUCUCAAGGAGGAGGCAAGAGGUAACUUUUACUUGUGGAUUUCACAAGUGCUCCUGUCAGCCUGGCCCCUCAUCUCGGGGUGCUGCGGGUGCCUACGUUGGCAGAUAAAAGCAGGCCAGGGAGCAAUGCGUGGUGACCCAGCCGAUGGAGCAGGAUGGCCAUGCUGCGCUGUGGAGGAUGUGAUUCCCAGGCUCCUGUGGGCCCUCUUGUUAGCAAGGUAUUUUCAGUGUUUUGCAUGAUUUUUCUCCCUCCACUGAAAAAUGCCUGAAACUACAGGAGAGCUGUCUCAUGGCCCAUUAGCAUUCUGUUUACUGCAUGAAGCUGAGGAUACAUGUUAAAUGUGUCGAGGAGUGCCAUGCAGGACUGGUGGAGGUGAUUGAGGGCUCCAAGUAGGCUGGGAUGGCACUGGAAGACUAUGUACAGCAGAGGGAGCAAAACCUGCUCCUGUCUCAUCCCUGCUUCAUUUUGAGAGUGAUCCCGAGACCAGCCACGGUCAAAUCUUGGAAAGAAAUGGUGCUGUCUCCAGCUGGACCACGGGGGAAGUCCAGGCCAGAGGUGGAGGGCAAGCAUGCAGAUGGACAUGGGCACAGUACUUGAACUUGCUUCUCGCCCCUCUUUUAUUCAACCAUGGUAACCCUCAGGGUUCAGCUCUAGCCAUGAGUAGAAAAUCUAAUAUUUUCUUGAAACGUAUUUCUGGUCAUUGUAAUUCUGUAUCGCUCUCUUCUUUAUGAUGGAGAACAUGAUCUGCUUUCCAAGGCUACUAAAGCUUCUGAGCCCAGCCUGCCUCCUUGCCCUUGAUCAGAGCAGCAGCCAUGGAGCCCUGUCUCAGAGCCACAGAGGAGAAGUGUCGGAGAAAAGCAGAGAACAAAACCAGAGGAGCAGGCUGCUAUAGGAGCCAGCUUCACUUCUUGCCAUUGCAUUGUGCUGCAGCAUGGCUCCAGGUUAGUCACAUCAUCCUUACUCUCCUCGGCUGCAGAAUGGGAGUGGGGGUACCAGCCUCUGCUGUGUGAAACUGCACUGAUAGGGUUUUUUCCCUCUGUUUCUGAGCUAUCCCAUAGCCCUUAGGGUCUGCAUUAGCUCCAUGUCCAUCAAAGCUGACAUGGCAUAGGAACUUAAAACAUAAACCAAACCCACUCCUCACCCCUUUUGCCAGAAGAAAAGAGGAAGGGGUUGACAAAGGAGUCUGCAGAACUCACUGUGUGUGGCCUGGACAUGAAAGUGGCGUCCCUGGCCCUGUGGCUGGUGGGUAGAGCACAAAGGGGGAUGCAGGAGCAGCCAAACCUGCAUGUAACAUAGGCAAAUGCUAAAGCUGUUGGCUUCAAAGCACAGGUUAUUCUGCUUCUUUUAGGGGAAGGGUGAUGAACUUAAUGGACUACUUGGCUGGUCUAGGACGACAAUUCCUCAUUGCCUCUCAGGUUCAGUAUCGCCAAGGACAUUACAGAUUCUCAUCUGCUGAUAACGGAACCAAAGAUAGGAAAACUAAUAGGGAUAUUUUCACCAACAAGGACUGUUCUGAUCUUACACGUUUUUAAAUGUUGUUGCCAAAUGAGGCCACAGCAUAUUUGGUAAACAAAAACCAGCCCCAACAGGUCCUGACCUCGGCUCAGACUGGCUGUGAAAACCUGGUGCGCAGAGGAAGCUGGCGGUUUGUGGCCACGCAGAGGGAGCAAGGAUUUGCCCUGCUAGGCACAGCCUUCCUUCCCAGCUCACACAGGGGCCUCUGCCUGAGAGUCUCCUUCAAAGAAGACUUAGGGCGUAUGAUUGGAUCCAAGGUGCACAAUCCCUUGCUGCACUUCCCCAUUUCUGUGCACAGAUGGGGAUGCACUCUGGAGGCAGCCCAACUCUGAGCCUACAACCUUCUUUCCAUUCUCUCCAAAACUGAGCAUCCAUGCAAGGAUGCACCUUAGGCCCCUGAGCUAUAGAGACAAAACCGUGGUGUGGACAUACCUGUCAGGAGCCAGUCAUCGGCAGCGCAGCUGCAACAGUCCCAGGACAAGGCCGUUCAGCUGGAAAGAUCAUGGUCCACUCUCUGCAGGCCUGAGACUGCAAGAGGUGUCACUAAAAUUUUGAAUCCUGAGAGACUUUGCCACUUCAACAGACUACUUCUUCUCUUUGGCCUCUUCACUUGGGAGAGGAUGGCAAACCAGCACUGGAGAAGCAUAUAUUAAUGUCUCAUCUUAAGAUUUUCAUUUCUCCAUUUGCAUAUUUGGGUCUCCUAUAAACAGAGCCGCAGCCUGAGUGCAAGUACAUGGCACGCUCAGCCGUAUCACGGAGUAUCAUGUACCACCAAAGUCACAGCAUCCCCACCUAUGUCCACAAUGGCUAUGGGGUGGUGAUGGCAGAUACUAAGCCAGGGAAAGGAGAGGUGGCCUUUUAAGAGCACUGGGCGGGCACUCAAGGGGGCUCCAUUUCUGCUCCCCAUACACAAAUCUUGGUGGUCUUAGCAUGUAACUCACUUCUCCAGAAAGGCAUAUGGUGUUUGACUGGUGUCUCAGGGGACUGCUGGUAACAACCUCAGCCUAUACUUAACUGCAGUGGGAGUAGAAGGGGUUACUGUUUUUUGCUGGAAAUGUGAGACUUUGGGCUUCUCUUUCUUUUCUCUUAGAAAUUAAUACAGAUUUUGGAAGUCAAGAUAUAAGAAGGAAGGCAGAGCACUUAUCAGAUACUGAACUGUGAGUUCACCUGCUGACCACUAUCUGUGAUGAGAAGACCCCCAGAUUCUAUCAGACUCUCAGCCACUGCUCUGGCUGCAGGAGCUCUACAGCAGCCUAGCAAAUAUGACCGAAAUAUGGCAGACAGGACAAGGUGAAAGACCCUCUGGACCCUAAGAUACAUGGGGAGACAGGGAGGGUUCUGUGUAGAGGGGGAAUGGUAGGGAGCAGAUGCCAUACCGCUGUUACCUGUUGUUAACCUGGAAUAAAUACUGCUGUGGAAUUCAACACACUGAAUUAAAAGGUGAGUUUCUCCCAUGUGCCAUGUAUAGGAUGCCUGUCUCCUCUAGCUGAUCUACAGAGAACUGUAAAUCUUUUAUUGCUUUCACAUACCCUCAUAGAAACUUGUGCUUUUAAUUUAAUGUGUAGAAAACUUGAAGUCCUACAUCCAGAUCUUAGUGUUCAUCCAAAUAUGAUUGGAUUACCAUUCUUUUAAGAUCUGCUAUAUUCCUCUUCUUUCAGAUAAAAAUGUUGUGCUAGAAGUUUUCCAUCAUCCCUGUGUCUCUAGAGAGAAUCUUGGAGACUUGAAGGUGACUUUUCUGUGAAAUGGUCUCAAUAUAAUUCCAAAAAUACUUCAUAAUUUGGAGUCUGCUCCUCAACCUCCAGCAGAGAUCAAAGAGAUCCCAGAAAAAAAUUAAGCAACAUCCAUUCCUAGGAGCUGAGCCUUUGGCUAUAAUGAAUCAAUCAACUACCCUUUUAUCAGCCAGAUAUAUAUUGACUUGGGGCAUUUUGGAGCCAAAGGCUAGUGUAAUGCUGCUGGUUUAGGCUUUGUUUCCAUCAAAAUAUUGAGUCCAAGGAAAGAUCUUUGUUUUCAGUGUUUUUUACAUCUUCUUGUUAUUUUCACCUUCAAGCUUGCUUGGCCAGUUGGGUAUGAAAAGCUUGUUUUUGCUUCCUAGUGGCAAGAUCAUCUGUUGAUGUUCUGAUUGUUCUAAUUGAUGUCCAAGGAGAAAGCUGGAAAUGAUUUAGAGAUGAAGAAGAAAGGAAUGGCACUGCCAUUUAGAGAUGAAGAAGAAAGGUCGGUGUCCUUCCUGUGUUGGGGACCCCAGAGCUGGAGGUAGCCUUCCAGAUGGGCUCUCACCAGAGCAGAGAAGAUGGGCAGAAUCACCUCCUUUGACCUGCUGGGCACACUGCUUUUGAUGCAGCCCAGCAUACAGUUGGUUUUCUAGGCUGUAAGCACAUAUUACUCUCUCUUCAUUCUUCUCAUUAAGGAAAAACUGACAAAAAGGGUAGGUCUUAUGGCACAUGCAGAAAACCAGCAGCUGCCAAUGACAAAUCUCCCUUGGACGGAUACAGAUGAUGGUUCUUAGUCCCUUCCUAGAGGGAUGUCCUGCCCCAUUAAACAAGCUGGUGGUGAGUGAACCUGGGGUAAGCACUAAGUAGAAAAUGGCUUAUCAGGGAAGCAGGAUCUCACAGAGCUCCUGACUGAAAACCUAAUCUUUAACUUUCUUGCAAAAGCCUAGGUGGGAAACAAGCCUAAAUAUGCUUUGUUUGCUCAAUGACACAAGGUACCUUCUGUACUCUGGUCUCUCAUGUUUCAGGAUGAAAGAAAAUUCAGCAGGCAAUUUGUCACCAAAUUAAAGUCACCGCUAUCAAAAUCAUUCUGGAUCCAAAAGAGAGGAAUAAAUUUGAUUGUACUUGUAGAAAUGUAUUUGGGGCAAUGUUAAAGAGCCUGGACCAGCUGCUUCUUGCUUAGCUCUUAUGUAGGCAACACCUGCAUGGAUUGCAGUUGUGGGUGGCUGAGUGAGGGCCGGCUGUGCCAUGAACUGAGAUGGAGAUGGAGGGGCUGGUGCUUGGAGACCACACUAUGUUCCUCUGCCUGGCAUACUCCAGAGUCCCCAGAGACAGGAAUGUCAGGUAUGUGCUGCCUGUUUUCUCCAGCCUGGUUAGGAGAUAAUGGGAGUGAGACUGCAGGGAAAAGAUUCAGGCAAUAUGAUUUAAAAAAAAAAAAAGGAAAUAAGGUAAAAACUCCUCCAUGAUUUUGUGGGUCUUUGAGCAUGCUGGGUGGUGGGGCUGGAAGUGGGGAAGCACAGAACACAGACAGACUGUAUUAAUUUGAUAAACUAGAAUGACUAGUGUAUUUUGACACUCCAUCAUUGCAACUAGCUUUUGGUGAGACAGGGUCUUUGGCCAGUGCUGUUUCUAAGGAGGAUUUCUCUGUCCUUAUGCUUACCCUGCCUACCAGCCACAUGAGAGCUGUGCUGUUUAACCCUCCUUCCCCUCAUUUGUAUUCCCCAUUCCCACACAACCCAUUGGCAGUGUAGCAUUACUCCCCUCCCCCAAACUUUCCCUCUUUCAGUUGGUGUCACCACAAAGGAAUAGAUUAUUACUGACACUGAUUCCAAUUUAAUCCUCCCAAUAAUCUGAUUUUUCCAAGCCUAUUUAUAUCCUUGAAAUGACAGUAAGGUUUAAAGUGAUACAAAUAUCUGAGCCUAACCGCUGGUACUAUCCACACCAGUCUGUUCCAGUUUUGACCCUCCAGAAUAAAGUGUAACCCCAGAUAUUAUUUGAUAAAUCCCUUCCCAAAUGUUUGUAGAAUUAGACUGGUCCUUGGUUACUCUUUUUGACUAGCUUUUUUACAUUACAGGUUUACUCUCCAUUACACUGGCAAUAAGCUGAAGUCCCAAAAUAAGUUUUAAAACUCAUAUAAAUGUAGAAUUUCUUUUCCCUUUGUGGAUUUUAAUAACUUUCUGGUGUCUGGAAAUGAUCAAGAAGUAAAGCUUUCAUAGCAAUGUAAGAAGUAUAAACCCACUCUAGUUUGUUAUUUCAUCCAGCAACUUGAGAACUUUUUUUAUUUUCCUGGGCUUUAAGGUGAUCAGCCAAUGUUUUCUCCCAUCCCCAUUCUCCUUAAGAAGCUUAUUAAUGUUUUACAUUCAAAAUAAAGACAAACCAAUCUGAAAACAAAGCCAUACUUAGGGCUGCACAUUGUAAAUGUGCUUGCUGGACUAUUUCCACUAUUUGUAACCAAUUCAUUUUAAUAUUGCUCCUACUUCUUGCUAGAUCUGCAGAACUUCAGCUCACACAUAGCCCAGGAGUAGUUCAACCAGAAGUCAGCAGGUUUUUGUUCUUUUUUCCCCCCACUCUUAUAAUUCAAUGCACUGACUUGUUUAUAUAACUGGAUCCUUUUGUUUCUCCAAAAGGGACUUGGCUAUUUCACUGAGCGACAACACCCGUGGUAGGUGAUGGUCUGUUUUUUCCAAAGCAAAGACUUCAGUUUUCAGCAGAAUUUACAUUCCAGUAAUAAAUAUUUAAAGGAAUUAUAAUGGAACUGAAGUAAAGAAUGUCUCUCUGAAACACACACACACGUGUAUACACACACACACAGACAAGCACACUCACAGUCAAUUAGUCUGGGGUUGCUCUGAUGCAGAUGGUGCCUCUGUUCAACUCCUGAAGUAGUUUGCUUUUCCCAUUAGAAAACUUGGCCACUUCGGAUUUUUAAUACCCCAUAAAAAGCUUAUAAAAUGUUAUUCUUUAUUGUCUAUGUAGCAGAUCAUUCAAACAUCUAUGUCAAAGGCAUUUUCUGCAGCAGGGUCUCUUUCUGCCCCUCAAAUAAAUGUAAGAAAGAAUACAAUCUGUGCUGAUUUCUUGCUGUCCUUUCUCAGGUAUGAGCUUUAGGAUUUUCAAUCAUCUCUAUUUUAUUUUGCAACAGACUAAAAUAAAUGACACCAGAAUGGCAGUUUUGGAACAUAACAGGACUACACAACUACCUUUUGGCUUCAAAUGUGUAGUCUACUAUAAAGCAAAUAAGACACUGAUGUACUUUUCUAUUUACAAAGCUUGUAUUUGUCCCUGUGGGCAUAACACCAGGUGAUGUCUUACUUAAUGAUGGUGAAGAUUGUAUAUAUGACAUAAACAGAAGAGCUGCUUUUUAAAAAUACUAAAAAAAAAAAAAAAAGAAAAUAUUCCAGCUCUUUUGAGGAAGUAGAAUGAAUUGACUCCAAAAAGCAGAAUAAUGAAAACCAAAAGGCGAAAGCAGGAAGAAUGUGGCAUAAAUAUUGGAGUUACCAGCAAAUGUCUCCCUCUGCAAACCAGACAGUAUUUAUUCUGUACAGUUUUAUCCUUAUCUUUUCAUUUGCAUUGAAUGGUGCCCACAGUAGUAGCACUACAGCUGGCUGAGUAUAAUGCCCACUGAUCGCUGCCCACCCAGGAGGUAUCAGAGCCUCCUUGUCCCUUCUCAUGCCCUGGACUGCCUCAUUCCAUGAACAGCUUCACCAUGAGGAGGCCUGUUACCCAUGGAGGAGUUAAAGGGCUGUAAGGCAAGAGGUUGUGAGGGGGAGGGUUACAUAUGGGUUUUUUUUCAUUCCUGUGUCUAGGGCUAAGCAGCAAAAUAGUACUUCUUCUCCAUUUCCACCCUAUCUCUGUUUUUUCACCUUUGAAAUCUGGUUAUUCUUAGCUCACUAGGUUUGAUUUGCUGACCUGACGUGAACAUAUCCAUCUUUCAUGUUGAUCCUGGCUUAAACUCAGCAGAAACAGAAAUAGGAGUGGAAAAUAACCCAUCUGACAGCUAGAGACAAUGAUACUGAACCAGUAUAGGAGAAAUAGAGGGUGGUCACAGGUAUGUGGAAGGUCUCUGUCAGCUCAGGGUAGUCCACAGCUAGAGAACAAAAGGGUGAGUGUCUGUGGACAUGAGUGCAUGGACAUGCACACACCAGUGGAGAAGCAGGGAUAGAUGCUUUUUAUAGUCAUCAGCCCUUAUUGGUGGAUUCAGCUUUCUGCAGGCAUCGGUGCAGGGAGGCAGCCCUGGAAGAAGUUUACCUUCAUCGAGAGAGACCUUUGGAAUGGAUCAGCUGGCCAGGAGGGGUAAUGAGAAAGACCUCCUGCAGGAAAGGGGAGAUCCAUGUAGGGUAGAAGAAGCUCCUCCUAGGAGAGGGGCAGGCAGGGAUGGAGGCAGGAGGGCCUCCCACUUCUACAGCACACUCUUCCCAUGCCAGCCCUGCUCCAUCUGCUGGCAAGAACAAUGUGGAGCCUCUGCCGUUUGCCCGCGGGGAUCCAGCCCCUCCUGUCCUCCCCCUCGGCCCAGAUUCCGUCCAUGUCUUCAUUUCAUCUGCCACAAGUGGCAAGGGUGAGAAGAGCAGAGCCUUCCCCAGGCACAGGAGGGACAACAACCCUUACUCUUGGAUCCUAGGACAAGGAACUGCUCUCCCAUGAACUUCCCUCUACUUUAGCCUCUAACAUCUUGUUAAAGUUACAAAUGAAGUAUUGUGCACGCUGGGUAUUUACCAUCUGAUCACUGCUCACCUGUGGUCAGUUAAACCCCAGUGGAAAUACCCUGCAAAUCUGCUGAGGCUGCAUGGCAGACUGGGAUACUGCUGGGGACAGAGUGAGAUGGCAGCAUCAGCUCCUGCCUCAGCAAGUGCCCAGGAAAGCACGGUGCUGCUAUGAAAGGUGUUCAGGGAAAACACCUCUGCUUUGCUGCUCAACAGUUUGCAAGGUUAUUGUUUUGGCUCUGCCUCCAUUUUUCCCUUGCCUACUAGGUGUUUAAGAGAAUGUGCUGAGGAAAGCUCUGGCUUUUUCAAAAUAUGGAAGCAAUAUGGAAAGCUUUUGCUAUGUAUAAGCCUGCAUGGCAUUGCAAACUUGACUCACUCCUCUUUGCACGAGGAGUUGCAGGCUGGUCCCAGCUCCCCUGUGAAAGGCAGUGGGAUUUUUUAGCUCUGGCACCAUUGGCUUUAAAUGUUUUUUCCUCUUGUUCUACCUUCUGCUAUUGGGAAAUCAUCUGCACCUGGAUUUUGCUUCUCUUUUCCAUGUGGGAAAAGAAGCAUGUUCAUCCUGCUGUGCCUCUUACAUAUGGCAACUCUUUCAGCUCUGAGUUACAGGCAGUCAGGCGAAUGGGGUGGGCUGAGGUUCCCCACGUCAUCCAGCCCCUCAGGGAGGGAAGGAGGGCAGCCAGCAUCAGACCAAUGUUUACAGAAAGUUUAGUCUCCAGUGGAUUUCCCUACUCCAACAAAACAAUAGGAGGGGCUUGUGCUAUAUUAUCCACGCUUCCUCUUUAUUCUGAUAUUAUCUGUGAAUUCUUGCAAAUAAUAGAUGACUGAGACCAUUUUUGUUCUGGGAAAUAGGAAGAUGAAAACAUUAGACAGACCUUAGCAGUUUCAAUAGACUUAUUCAUGGUGUAUGUAGUUAUGCAAGUCAGGAACUAGCAAAAUACCUGUUGGAAUAAGUAACAAUCACAAAAGCAGUUCUCUUACAUCUCCUUUUCAGUAAGAGAUAUUGUCUCGGUCAAAACAAAAGAAGAGUUCAAAACAAAACAAAAGUUCAAAACAAAAAAAGAAAGCAAGCAUAACGCCACUCUUAAUGCCACAAGAUCUUGGGAAGCAAUCCAUUCCAGCUCUUCUAUGUGUCUGCUUAAAUACAGGCAUUCUGAUGUUCUGAUAUAAAUUGCAUGCUGGUGAUUAAUAGAUCUUCUAUCACUUGGACUUGAACUGAAGUCAAAGGAACAUACUCUUCCCCCCCAUCUUCUUUUUCUUUUCUAAACCUGCAUUAAAAUAGAUUAUUCAGAAAUCUUGGAAUGAAAAGUGCUAGGUCAAAACUCACAUUUUUCUAGCAAGUCUACGAAAACUUACUUUAAAAAGUCACAUACUGUAGAAUCUCAAUUAUCCUGGAAGGCUUAUCUGGGUUAUGGCUUAAGUAUGCUCUUCAUGUGCUUGUUCUAGAAGUACAAGAUGAGCUGUAGUGCUCUGCAAAGCAGCUAAACCCUUCCCUGGGCCAAAUGGAGUCCGGAAGCCAUUCAAUGGAUUGACUUGGGCACAGGAGUCCUGCAGCUUCCCUUCAGUCUCGUGCAGAGCUGGGCUGUGUCUCAGAGCUAGAAGCCACAGAGCAGUGGUUCCUCUGCAAUUCUGGCAGGACUCCGUGUCUGCCUCUGUGUCACGUCAUCCUCAUCUGGGAAGUCUUCUUGCAUUGUCAUGCAACUGCACAGAGACGGCUGUGGUGUGGUGCUGCGUGGAAGCUUUAUGGGUACCACCUGUCUCCACACUGAAACCUUCUGCAUCACUCAUGCAUUAUUAUCUCCUAUUAUCUAGGACCUCCUUUCGUUCUCCUCCUCCUCUUCACCCCAAGUAAAGAGGGCCUGUUGGUGUAUCCAUGGGCUUAAUACCUAGUGGUCUUGGAAGAACUUCUCUGGCUCGUUGCACAUUAACAUUGUUGACAUUUUUUAUGCAUAUGCAAUUAAUAAAAAUUGGGCAAAACUUUAAAGCUUUGGCUAUACUCUGGACAGAUUAUGAAUUUUAUGUUCUCUGUGAAGUAUUGUUAAUACUUGCUACCCACAAGGGCUAAUUACUAAGAGCAGAUUUUACUCUGAAAGGAGGGCUUUCUCUCCUUUGCACAGCCUUCCUCUUCAGGUUAGAAAAACAAACAUUCCCAGUUAGGCAAAUAGGGCCAUGCUCCCAAAGGGGUUUUUUGUCAGUCUUGUGGCAUUUAGUGUUCCUACUGAUCUCCCAAAUUCAGGACAGCAGUGACUGUGUGAGAAACUUCAUAUCUAGCUUUCCAAAGAAAUGCCCAGCUUUUGGGAACAGAUGCCUAAAUAAAGGCUCAAACACAAGGUAAAAACAGAACGUGCAGUUUAGGCUCACCUUGCGUAAGUCCCUCAAUUUGGGCAAAGGUAGCUUUUGAACUGAAAGCCUGAAUGGGGCAAACUAAUUCAGAAUAAAGCACUGUUAGCGUGAAAUACAUGUCCAGCACAGGGAAGGGGAAUUCUGCAAGUGGAGGUACUCUGCAGCAACUCCCAAUGUGGAUAAGCCCUUAAUUACUUUUAAAAUCUCACCAUUACUAAGCCGUGCUUAUAAUUUCUAGAGGCCUCGAGUUUCUGGAACAACUGGAGUAUGAGAUUCAAUUGCAUUCACUUCAGUGGAGGAUACAGUUAAGUAUCAGCACGUUUGUCGGCUUGAGGCCAGUCAUUAACUAAUUAGUGUAUGGGAACAUUUAAGUUUUUCCCAUCUGAUUUUGCAAAGUUGUUUGGCAAUACUUGCUUAUGAGCUUUUUUUUCCCCUCACUUUUUCCCCUCUCCCUUCACAGCAAAGCAAACCCCAACCAGAAGCAAAAAGAGAAUUGGAAGUACAGUAACUUCCCAUUUUUCCCUUACUGUAGUAAAAAAUAUUUGCUGAGUUUUGCUAUUUUUUUUUAAUGCACACAUAUAUAUAUAAAACACACACACACAUAUAUAUAGCUUUUAAAAAAAUAUUUAAAAGGUUUCAGAGUGUUAGUUUCCUUUGCGGCCACGCAAAGCCUCCCUUCCCAGCAAGAGCGUGUCGGUGGGAGCGCGAGCGGGGCAGCGCUGGAACUACAACCCCCAGAGGGCGUGUCGGGGGGCAGCCGAGGAGGAGCAGGGCAGAGAGGCGCGGGGCCUCCUGGGAGUUGUAGUUCUUCGGCCCUGCCUGGCUCCUGUCCAAGCACCUCUCUGUCCCGUGGGAGGCAGCUCUGACUCCGCGCCCCACCGCUCCCCUCGGGCUGUUGCAGGGCAGCUCCCUGCUGGCAGCCCAACCAGGAACCGCUGGAGGAGGCAUGGAAGACCUGUAAAGAUGUCAUUCAUAUAGCAGUGGAAGGCUUUAUCAGCUCUUGCCGAGGCUUUCCCCUGCACUCAGCACUCAAGGAUGGAGCUGUAGUGGAGGAAAAUGGAGCCUGUAGAUCUCCUGGCAUUUGCCUCUGUAGAAAUGAAUAGUACAAGAGUCACCUUGGCUUUGCUGGUGGUCUUCCUGGUCCUGCUGUAUUGGUACUCCACAUCUGCAUUCUCCAAACUAAGCAGAGUCGGGAUCCGACAUCCUCCACCUCUUCCUUUCAUUGGAAAUCUGCUCUUUUUCAGUGAGGGUUUUUGGGAAAACCACACAAAACUCAUUACGGAAUAUGGACCUGUUUGUGGGUAUUACAUUGGUCGCCAGAUGUUUGUGGUGGUCUCCUCACCAGACAUGAUCAAGCAAAUCUUAGUGACAGACUUCAGUAACUUCACCAACAGAACUAAGCCGAACUUGAUUUCCAAGCCAAUGCUUGACAGCAUCCUUUGUCUUCGAGAUGACAGAUGGAAGUAUGUGCGGAGCCUCCUGACCCCAGCCUUCAGCGACACCAAACUGAAAGAGAUGACACCACUAAUAAACCAGGCCUGUGACAUCCUGCUGUGUAACUUGAAAGUCUACGCAGAUUCUGGCAAAGCUUUUGAUAUCCAGAGGUGUUACAACUGCUUUACGUUGGAUGUCGUUGGUAGCGUAGCUUUUGGUACUGAGGUGGAUUCCAAGAAGAAUCCUGAUGACCCCUUUGUUAAGAAUUGUAGAACAUUCUUUGAAAUGUCUUUGUUUAAGCCUCUCCUCAUUCUAAUCCUUUCUUUCCCAUUCAUAAUGAUCCCACUGCUACGCAUUUUUCCAAACAAGAAACAAAUGGAACUGAAUGGAUUUUUUAUCCAAACCAUAAAAAAUGCAAUUGUCUACAGGCACCAGCAAGAUGCAGCUGAGAGGCGCAGUGAUUUUCUCCAGUGGAUGCUUGACUCCCGUGACUCAGCUGACUCCCUGGCAGCCGGGUGUUCUGAUGUGAUCAGCCCAUCUGCUGCUUCCAGACAGAAUGAGGCACCUCUUCCUGGCAGGACCCCAUCUGAAAAGGUUCAGAAGACACUAACAGAGGAUGAGAUAGCAGGCCAAGCUUUCCUAUUCCUGAUUGCUGGGUAUGAGACCACCACUAGCACGCUGUCCUUUGCCACAUACUUGCUAGCCACCAACCCAGAGUGCCAGGAGAAGGUGCUUCAGGAAGUUGAUGAGUUCUCUGCAAAACACAUGGUCCCUGAUUACCAAAAUGUACAAGAACUCCCUUAUCUGGACAUGGUGAUUGCAGAGACAUUGCGCAUGUACCCACCUGCAUUCAGAUUCACUCGGGAAGCAGCUAAAGACUGUGUGGUGCUGGGGCAGCAUAUUCCAGCUGGGGCUGUCAUUGAAACUGCAGUUGGACACCUCCACCAUAACCCUGAGUUCUGGCCAGAGCCUGAGAAGUUCAUUCCUGAGAGGUUUACAGAGGAGGCCAAGAAGAAACGACAUCCCUUUGCAUAUCUGCCCUUUGGGGCAGGACCUCGUGGCUGCAUUGGCAUGAAAAUGGGUUUGUUAGAGACAAAAAUGACUCUGCUGAGGAUUUUGCAGAAGUUUCAAUUCAAGACCUGCCCAGAGACUGAGAUUCCUUUGCAGCUCAAAUCAAAAGCCACACUUGGACCAAAAAAUGGAGUCUACAUUAUGCUAGAAUCUCGCUAAAAGAAAAUCUACAUCCUGAAACCUACUGGGAGGAGACCCUUUGUUAGUGACUCACUAGCAAAAUAUAAUUAUUUUUCAAAACCCCAAAGACAGCUAGGAGCCUAAGUCCCACUGAUGGUCAGUAGGUGCUUCCUCAGUGCCCUCCUGUGGGAGAGCCUCCAGUCACCUUUUCAAAUGGGCUCCACAGUCUUUUUUGGCAGUUUUCAAAUUACUGUGAAUAGCAUCUGAAAAGUAGCAUCCCACUUUCACUUGCUUUUCGCUUCCUUUCACUCAUCUUUGAGAAUGCUUUCCUCCUGCUCAAUUUCGACAAAUGGAGCAGGUGUUAAGCGUACAAGCAAUUUAAAAUAGAUUUUAAUUACAAUUCAUUAUAUGGCACAUCCUUCUCAUGCACUUCAAAGUUUCUACUCUAGAGAAAGCCCAAAAGGCACCACAAUUACAACAGAAAACCUGGGAUGCAGUGCAUUGGAUUUUGUCGUCAACUCUGCUAACAAUCAAAGCUGAGGCUCCUGCACAAUGCUUAAUCUCUUCCUGUGUCUGUAAAAUGGAAAGAGUUGCACCUCCCUCAUGCUUUGAAGUGAUUUUAUAUACACUUAAAUUAACAAUUUGCACUUGGCACGUUGCAUUGAUAGAGGAAUGAGGAGUUUCUCUGCUUACCAGUUACGUUCCAGUAGCUAAGACCAAGGAAAUGAGGUGAUGCCAUUUUGCUGGCUACUGAACUGCUGUUGGAAAACUGGAGAAAAAGAAGAUAUAAAUUUAAAGCAAGCAGGAAGACUGAAGGAAAUUGAAGGUUAAUCAGAAGGUGUUGUUACAACAUCGCUUCAUGAUGAGGCUUUUCCUUUCCAAGCGCUGGAGUUGGCACUAUUCUUGUCUAGCUCCUUGACUCAAGGAAAUUAAGAGCAUGCAUGCACUAGAGCCAAUGUUAGAGGAGUGGGAUCCAGGAUCAUCAGUCCCAGCAGCUCUCUUGUCUCCUUAUGUGACCCUGGAGCAGCUCAUGUCCCAAGUGCCUCACUCGCCUCAGGAAGGAACUUGUCUGAUUUCCAGCUGCAGCAGCACCAUGGAUCCAUUCAAACUGUAUGACUGUGCACAUGCACCUUCACAGCCAAAACAGCUGUACACUUCCAGUCGUCAGAUUUUCUCCAUGCUCUUUCCUACUUCUCUACAAAGCCCUUCAACCACCACACAGCUAGUGGAGCAACACACAGCAGGGAUCAAUUGACAAGGAAAAACCCCACACCUUUCCUUCAGUGGGUGCCACAGACUGGUUGUCUGUACAAUUGUGCUGGUUUUGUCUCAGAUAAUUUUCUUCAUAGCAGCAUGGGGCUCUGUUUUGGAUUUGUCUUUCAUUAUUAGCAGUGCUUGAACAGAGUCAAGGCCUUUUCUUCUUCUUACACCACUCCAUCAGCAAGGAGGCUUGGGGGUGGACAAGCAAUUGGGAGGGGACACAGCUGGGACAGCUGACCCCCACUGACUACGGGGACAUUCCAUACUGUAUGGCAUCAUGCUCAGCAUAUAAAUCUGGAGGAAGAAGAGGGAAGGGGAGGACAUUUGGAGGGAUGGUCUUUAUCUUCCCAAAUCACUGUCAUACAUGCCAGAGCCCUGCUGUCCUGGGGAUGGCGUAACACCCGCCUGCCCAUGGGAAGUAGUAAAUGAAUUCCUUGUUUUGUGUGUGGCUUUUGCUUUAUCUAUUAAACUGUCUUUAUCUCAA
Messenger RNA from Pseudopipra pipra, 15024 nucleotides. RefSeq names its product thromboxane A synthase 1 (gene TBXAS1). The coding region runs from base 11712 to 13319 and encodes 535 amino acids. The transcript is spliced from 17 exons. NCBI's taxonomy places the organism in Eukaryota, Metazoa, Chordata, Aves, Passeriformes, Pipridae. Gene Ontology annotation, molecular function: heme binding; iron ion binding; thromboxane-A synthase activity. The record is from RefSeq and is a predicted model, not a curated record.